Molecule: messenger RNA, 1185 nt
Organism: Nannizzia gypsea CBS 118893
Lineage: Eukaryota; Fungi; Ascomycota; Eurotiomycetes; Onygenales; Arthrodermataceae
Product: serine/threonine-protein phosphatase
Exons: 4
Coding region: 1-1185 (394 amino acids)
Biological process (GO): peptidyl-serine dephosphorylation; G1/S transition of mitotic cell cycle
Cellular component (GO): cytoplasm
Molecular function (GO): protein serine/threonine phosphatase activity
Source: RefSeq, a predicted model, not a curated record
AUGGUCGACCCGUCAGUCCCCCAGCCUGGCCCAGCGCGACUGAAGCCCAAUGCCGGUCCAGACGAGUGGCUCGAGGCAGCCAAAAACUGCAAGUACCUGUCCGAACACCACAUGAAGCAGCUAUGUGAGCUGGUCAAGGAGUACAUGAUGGAGGAAUCCAACAUUCAACCGGUUUCCACUCCCGUGACGAUAUGCGGUGAUAUACAUGGACAAUUCUACGACCUGCUCGAGCUUUUCCGCGUAGCCGGUGGGAUGCCCGGCGACACUCGCCCUGCUGCCCCUUCCACGCAAGCACCGAUAAUAACGUCGGAAGACAUUGAGCCACCAUCGGUCAUCACAGAUCCCAAGUUGAAACAACGGCUACGGAAGAGCUCGCCUCCUAAUUCCGUGAUAGAGGAUGACGGGGACGAAGAGACAGGCGGACAAGCGACGCAGAUUAAUAAGCACGACGGCGGCGGCGGCGGGGGAGAAGGAGAAGAUAAAAGCGCCUCCCCUAUAGGCAACUUCAUCUUUCUAGGCGAUUAUGUGGAUAGAGGGUAUUUCAGUCUGGAGACACUUACACUGCUACUGUGUUUGAAAGCGCGGUAUCCGAAUAAAAUCACGCUGGUGCGGGGAACCAUGAGUCAAGGCAGAUUACGCAGGUGUAUGGCUUCUACGAUGAGUGUGUGCAGAAAUACGGCAACGCAUCGGUGUGGCAAGGCGUGUUGUCAGGUGUUUGACUUUAUGACUUUGGGCGUAUGUGAUGGGAAAGUUCCGGAGAUUCGAACGCUGGAUCAAGUGCGUAUCGUAGCGAGGGCGCAGGAGAUUCCGCAUGAGGGUGCGUUUUGCGAUCUUGUCUGGUCUGAUCCAGAUGAAACGGAUGAUUUAACAUGGGCCGUCAGUCCUCGUGGAGCCGGCUGGUUAUUUGGUAGCCGCGUGGCGGAUGAGUUCUGCGCCGUCAACGACCUUAACCUGAUCGCCCGAGCCCACCAGCUGGUCAACGAAGGAUACAAAUACCACUUUGACAGCCAGGCCAUGGUCACGGUCUGGAGUGCACCCAACUACUGCUACCGCUGCGCCAACAUGGCGAGUGUAUGUGAAGUGCGUGAAGACCUGAAGCCCGUCUUUAAGCUCUUCGCUGCUGUGCCGGCUGAGAUGAGACAUGUUCCUGCCACUAGGCCGCAGAAGGCAGAGUACUUCCUUUAA